Diatraea saccharalis (sugarcane borer) is the source of this 2368-nucleotide messenger RNA. The record is from the annotation of a GenBank genome assembly. NCBI's taxonomy places the organism in Eukaryota, Metazoa, Arthropoda, Insecta, Lepidoptera, Crambidae.
GAUCUCAUUAGUUCGAAACAAGAUGAUUUCUUUUGGCAUAAUAGCGUUAUUGAGUUUUUUUGGUGCUGUUCACGCGAAUGAAAGUAAGAAUUUAAUUUAACUGUCAAACUCAACAAAUUUAUAGUUCAUAAAUAUAAGAAUAUGUAAAAUAUAAUAUUUUGUAAAAAUUUGUCAGCAAUUGUGAGAGUUGUUAACAUAUUAGUGAAAUUUGGGAUUUCACUGAAAAUUCAGUUCAUAAAAACGAUGUUGAAAAAUAAUCAUACUGAAUUCAUUUCCACAAGGGAAUAAAGAAAGAACGAUAUUUUAUUUUGUUAUUUAUUACAUCUGUUUUAAGAAAUGUUAUGCAUAGACAUUUAACAUACGUAAAGGAGAUAAAAAUCGAUUGUUUGUAGAAGUCGUGGCCUGUUACUACGGCGCCUGGGCAACAUACAGACCAGGUGUGAGAGCAUUCAAUGUGCACAACGUUAACCCACACCUAUGCUCGCAUCUCGUCUACGCAUUCGCGGGUCUCAACUCCAAUGGAGAGAUUGUAUCCAUCGAUCCACAACUCGACUUAAGGAGAGGUAACAAUAAGAAGUAAUACUUUAAUAAUACUGAUUACAGAUAAAGCCGUAAAUUGAUAUUUAAUUCUUUUGGAAUCGCCGGACUCUGUACUAUUCAAUAAGAACGGCAACCAUUUAAAAACUGUGUGAAUAAUUAGUACAUUUACGACCGGUUUCUGAAUUGAGAAAAGUACAAAAUCUCAACUGAUUAUUCUCAAUAACUUAAGUUUUGUACGUUUCAUAUGGCAAAAAGUCUUAGCUUUUUCAAAUUGCUGUGAACUGAUCAUAAAAAAUUAUAAAUCAGUAAUGAAAACCUGUUUAAAUGACGUUUAAAAUGGCUUAAUCACGGUUUGAGACGUGCUCAACUUCAGAUUCUUAAUUCAGAAACCGGGUGCUAGUGUGCUAUUGUGGUAGUUAAGCUAAUUAAAAUAAAAAAUACCCUUAUUUUCUGUGUAGUAACAGAUCAACAACGUUACUCUUUUGGUAUAAAAGUAUAUUAACUAGUAAGAAACGACGAGCAUUCAUGAUGGAGCUGAUAUAAAAGAAUGUGAAGAAAAAUCUGUUAACCUGAUCAUUUCGACAAAACUCUUGACUUAAUCGUCAUAACUUUAAUUGCUUUUAUAUACUUAUCAUGAACUUUAUUACAGGCAACUACAAAAAUUUCAAUGAAUUGAAAAAGAAAAGUCCCAGUCUUAAGACUCUUCUGGGUGUAGGAGGUUGGAAUGAAGGAUCACUUAAAUAUUCUGAAAUGGCGGCCAGUCCUGUUUUGCGAAAGAAUUUCAUCCAAAGUGCUCUCCAAAUUAUUCGGGAUUACGAUUUCAACGGCAUAGAUAUAGAUUGGUUGUAUCCAAAUCGUCGUAAUAGUCCUCAUGGUCAGGCGGAUAAAGAAAAUUUCAAUCUUCUAUUGAAGGAAAUUAAAGAAGAAUUUAACAAAUUUGGCUUAAUACUAGUCACUGCUGUGGCUGCACAUGCAUAUGCAGUAGCUUCAUCUUAUGAUGUGCCUUUUAUAGCAGCACAUGUAGAUUACAUAUAUUUGAUGUCAUAUGACUUGGCUGGACCUUGGGAUAUGGUCACUGGACAUAAUGCACCACUGCAUAAAGGAGAAGGACUCGAUGAAAGUGUUGACAGAAAUACUUUAUUAACUGUCGAUGUAGCUGUGGAGCGUUGGCUGCAAGCAGGCUGCCCACCGGAGAAACUAGUUCUCAGUGUACCCUUCUUUGGACACACAUUCACAUUGAGAUCUGCCAAUGAGAAUGGUGUAAGAGCUCCUGUUAGUGGAGCUGGUAUCAACAGAGGCGACAUUGGAUAUAACGAGCUUUGCAACAAACUACAUACAGAACAUACUCCAUCCUGGACUGAGCGAAGGGAUACUUUGGCGAAAGUACCAUAUGCUGUUAGGGGUGUUGAAUGGGUAUCAUAUGACGAUCUUAAGUCCAUAAGAGACAAAGUGGCAUAUGCCACAAGUAAAAAUUUAGCUGGAGUUUCGAUCUGGAGUAUCGAUACAGAUGACUUCCACGAUAUCUGCGGUGCAGGGAAAUUCCCUCUUCUAACUGCUAUUAAUAACGCUUUAAAUAGAAACACCGCCAGCGAAGAGCAAACCGAGUAACUCCCUUACAAUAACAAGAGCAGGUACAUUCUCACUAUUAUAUUGAACAUUAUUACUCAGCUAAGACAUAACACAUCUAAAUAAUUUUAUCUCAUUUUUCGAAACAAAUUCGGAUUUUUAAUAACUUUUUUAGACGAGUUACGAGUCUUGGUCAAAUUUGAAUAACUGUUCUUUUUAAAUAAGCGACUAGUAUUAAACCACUAUCAUUCAGGCUUCCUUU